Molecule: messenger RNA, 2457 nt
Organism: Aureococcus anophagefferens
Lineage: Eukaryota; Pelagophyceae; Pelagomonadales; Pelagomonadaceae
Exons: 1
Coding region: 1-2457 (818 amino acids)
Source: RefSeq, a predicted model, not a curated record
AUGGCGAUGCCGCCGCCCCCGCCCGAUCGCGACCUCAAGGAAUUGAUCGAGGCGAAGGAGCGCGAGCUCGCGGACCUCGGCGACUACCGGCUCGCGCAGCUCGAAGCGGGCGUGCGCGACCGGGACCGCCAGCUCGACCUCGCGGCGCAGCGCCUCGACAAGCUCAAGGAGGACUUCUCCUACAACCUGUCGCUCAUCGCCGAGCGCGACGCGGAGCUCGCGACGCUCGAGGAGGAGCGCGGCCAGCUGCGCGACGCGGUCCGCGACCGCGACGACCGGUUGGAGGAGCUCCGGGGCGAGGUCGCGGACCGGGAGAAGGCGCUCGAGGGCGGCAACGAGAGCGCGGCGCAGCGCGAGGCCUACUGGCAGUCCAAGCUCGGCGAGCUGCGGAGCGAGGGCGACGCGCUCCGCUGGGAGGCCAAGGAGUCGGCGCGCGCGGCCAAGGAGGGCGAGGCGGCGCUGCGGCUCGAGUACGCGUCGAAGCUGCGCGACGCCGCCGAGGACGCCGAGCGGAGCCGGCGGGACCUGCAGCAGGCCCUCGAGGACGGCGGCCGGCGCCGCGACGCGGAGGUCCAGGUGCAGACCGAGAAGCACGACUCGCUCGUGCGGGCCGCGGACCAGCGCGCGGACGCGGCCGCGAAGCGCUGCGCGCGGGCCCUCGAGCUCAAGGGCGAGGCCGAGCGCGCCGCCGAGGCGUCGGCGAGCCGCUGCCGCGAGCUCGAGCAGCAGCUCCAGCGCGAGCGCUGGGAGCGCGACGACGACGGCCGGAGGUCCGCCGCGCGCGAGAAGGAGCUCGAGGAGCGCUUCGAGGCGCUGCGGUGCGGCGCGGCGCGCGCCGACGCCGACGCGCGCGACCGGCUCAUGGAGCUGUCCGCGCGGUCGGAGAAGGCCGAGGCGGCCGCGCGCGACGCGUCGGCCGCGCGCGACGCCGACGGCCUCGCGGCGACCAAGGCGCUGGAGACGGCGCUGGCAGCGCGGGACGCCGAGGCGUCGCGCGUGCGCGACGAGUCCGUGAAGCACGCCGUCGCCCUGGAGCAGAAGAAGCUCGGGAGGGCGCACUUCGAGGACUUGGAGCGCCGCCGCGAGGCCUACGACAACUCGCUCGACCUCGCGCUCGAGGACGCGCGGUCCGCGGCGCGCCUCGAGCACGAGGCCGUCCUCCGGGACCACGCGCGGGAGCUCGAGGCGCUCCGGGGCCGCCUCGAGGGCGCCGAGGCGCGCGGCGCCGCGCUCGCGGAGGAUCUGGACGCGCUCACGCGGCGGAAGCGCGACGACGACGCGGCGGCGAACCUGCGCUUCGACGAGGCGGCCAAGGACGCGGCGGCGCGCUACCGCGACCUCGAGCGGCGCCACGAGACCGACGUCGCGCGCGCGAAGGACGAGAUCCCCGAGGACGCGCAGGACGCGUUCCUGCGGUCCGAGCUCGAGCUCAAGGCCGAGCUGUCCCGCGCGCGGACGAAGCAGGACGUCGAGGACCGCGCGCGCGUCGCCGAGCGCGACCUGGCGCUGGCGACGUCCCUGCUGAAGACGCGCGACGCGGAGCUCGAGGAGGCGAAGACGGUGCUCGACCGCGAGCGCGCGCGCCACGCGCGGGCCCUCGACGUCGCGGCCCACCCGCGGCCGGGCCGCGCGCGCGUCGCGGGCGACGACGAACCGUCCGGCGGCGACGACCUGCAGGCGCGCGUCGCCGCGGCGAUCGACGCCAUCGGCGCCGCGCCGUCGAGCCCGCUCUUCAGCGACGACGCGGGCGGCGCGUCGCCCUUCCUCCAGGGUCUGGGCUCCGUCGAGAGCCGCUUCUCCGGCGGCGGCGGCGGCGCGUCGUCGGCGACGGAGGCGCGCCAGCGCGAGAUCAUCGCGACCAUGCGCGGCGACCUCGAGCAGAUCCGGAACGACGCCGCGCGCGACGCGCGGCUCCGCGACGAGGAGGUCGCCGUGCUCAAGGAGCGCGAGAGGCAGAACGACGCGGCGCGCAAGGACGCGGCCAUCGCCGUCGCGCGGCGCGUCGAGUCCCUCGAGCGCGACAUCGGCAAGCGCGACCGCGACCUCAAGCAGGUCCGCGGCGAGAAGCGCGCGCUCGAGGAGGCCCUCGCGAAGCUCAAGGCCCAGCUCCGCGCGGCGGCCGCGUCGCCCCGGGGGGGCAUCUCCGACGACAAGGCGCGCCAGCUCGCGCUGGCCGUGCGCAAGCUCACGCAGCGCAACGCGGAGCUCCAGUCGGAGCUCGCGCUCGCGAAGGCGCGCGCGGAGCCCGCGCGGCGGCCGCCGGCGCCGGACGACGACGACGACGACGUCGCCGCGUCGGCGAGCGCCCGCGAGCUCGCGAGCCUCAAGGCCCAGCUCGCCGCGCGCGACGCGCCGCGGCGGCCCGCCGCGCCGAAGCCCCGCGCGAAGGCGAGCCAGGCCAAGGCCGCGUCGAAGCUCGCCAAGCCGAAGAUCCGCAACUACAACGACCGCGACUGA